Molecule: messenger RNA, 4920 nt
Organism: Guillardia theta CCMP2712
Lineage: Eukaryota; Cryptophyceae; Pyrenomonadales; Geminigeraceae
Exons: 9
Coding region: 1-4920 (1639 amino acids)
Molecular function (GO): protein binding
Source: RefSeq, a predicted model, not a curated record
AUGACGGGGAACGGGCCGAUGUCGACAAGCUACCAGGAUCUCAUGUCAAGGCACGGGGGGGCAGGAGGAGGAGGAGGAGGAGGAGGGCCAGGAACGAACAUGACAGGGAACGGGCCGAUGUCGACAAGUAUGCAGGAUAUUAGUGGUUCCCCGCAAUCUCCUGUUUUGUCAGGAGGUCCCAGAGAGACUGACAUGUCUCAACUACAGCAGAAAAUUGCAGCUAUCAUGCGUCGAAGUGACCUCACUCCCCAACAGCGGCAGCAGAAGAUUCAAGACAUUAGGAGUGGGAAGGAGGAGACGGAGACAGAGGUCCCCUCAGUCAAGGUUGAGGAGCAGCCUGAAGAUUUCCAAGUUGCUCCUCCAGCUCAUGAAGAUGUUCCUCGGCGCCCCGUCGAUGCUUUUCGCGCUGUUUUCCAGCCUGAAAGUGGGGGCAUAGCAGCAGGCACUCGCCUUGUGCUGCCGUCUGAGCUGAAGAAAGGAGUCGUUCGUCGUAAGGCAAAGAAGGACUGGGGGGAGUGCAUGUUAACAUUUGACAAGAUCAAAGAGCCAGUGCGCGCGAAAGACGGACAUGUCUACGAGAGAUGGGCGAUUGAGAAAUGGUUGUUGGCUGAGAAUAACAAUCGAUCACCCUUGACGAAUGUCACCAUCGAUCCAACGCUUGUUCCGCUCACCGACGACGAUGAGGGUGUUGGGGCUCGGCACGUGAACUCAGAAGUUGUUGAAAAGGCACCUUGUGAUGCCCAGGCGCCUGAAGGCGAAGAAGCUGUAGUGGUGAAGCGAAGCUCGAGGAUCGACGAGGCAAAGCGUCGACUUGCUGAAGAGCGUGCGCACGUGAUGCAGGAGCAAAUGAGCAAGCAAAAGGAGGAGCAGAGUGAAGAGAGUAGGAAAGAAGAGGAGGAAAGGAUGGAGAAACUGAAGAAGCGUGGCUUCAAGGGGUACAGCCCUGGCAUCAGCGAGAAUUCUUUCCGUACCGCGAGCUCCCAUUCAGCUGAGGCGGAUGAUGGGUCGGAAGAGAUGGAAUCCAUCGCGGACCCGUUGGCUGCUUUUGAACUUCCCAACCAGAUCCACCCUGAGAACCUCGUGGGGGUUCCCGGCGUCAGUGCUAUAGCGGCCAAGAACGUCAAGAACGAACAAGAGAGUAAGCCCGCCCCUCAGGCUGACGCCAAGACGACUGUGGCAGAGAGAGCUGCUGCCUUAGCGAGGAAGAAGGAGGACGAGGCGAGGAUUGAGCAGCUGGCAAAGGAGGACCGCGAGGCCUGGGGGGACAACAUUCCGCCUCCCCAGCAAGUAAUAGAAGAAGCCUUCCUCAACGCCUUGCCGCGAGCCGACGACCUCCUAGGAAACCUGGAGAUCAGUGAGAUCCAGAGAUCGAAGAGUCCUGUGCACAUCAACUUCGACUGCCUCGAGGAGAUCACGAUGAGCGGUCGAGUGGUAGACCUCGACCCCGGAGCGCUGCAGCUGCUCAAGGUUGUCAACGCGUUUGACUUGGCAGAGUCAAGUCAGGUAGAAAGCCGGACGUCCCGGAACUUGGACCAGAGCUCUGGCUCUGAUAGUAGGAGGCCGGAGAGCGAGACCCUGCGACCGUUUGCACGCGUGGAGGCGAAGGAACUUCCUACCUUCAAGGAGCCAGUGUUCCAUCAACCCACCAGCUGGCUGCUGGGAUCCGUUCAGCACGUCAGCAUCAACGAGGCCUGGGACUCGGUCAAGGAUGAGAUCACGAAUGCUCCGCGACCGCAGAUGGAGAAGGAGGCCGUCGCUCCGUUCUCUGUGACAGAUCCUGUCGUGAUCAAGAGGCUGUCCGACACCCCGGGGUGGGGGGUGUAUGCGGCCAAGGAGAAGAAACAGCAUGUGGAAGAGCAACAGAAGACCAUGUUCUCUAUGAUGGGGUCUUGGUUUCAUGGCGGGUUCACCAACGAGGACGAGGAGGUGGAGGUCAAGGAGGGGAGGGUGCAGGGGCCUUUGACGAUGGUCCAGAACUGGAUAGGAUGGGAGUGGGCGAGAGAAAGUUCGACCCAGGCUGACAACUUGGAAGCGAUAGAGUCCGAGUCCGAGGGCGAGGAACUGGUCGACGACAGCCAGUCCUGCGAGAAGCCGGAGGAGCCUUCUACUAUCAUCGGGACCGCAUCAGCUCUAAGACAGCUGGGCCUCAAGGGCAGUAGAGUCCGACGCGCGUACAUCCCGCAGAAGCCGAGGACUACAGCGGAGAAGGAGCAGGAGCAAGGAGAUGACGAGGAGAGCGUUCAGCUCGCCCCAAGCUUCAGCUCGCAGGAGGAUGGAGGGAGCCAAGUUGCUAGCCAACAGCUGAGCGCAAACUUGAUCCAUGAAAUCUUUGCAGCGCAAGUGGAGAGCGGCAGUGAGAAGAACAUCUUGUCGGCGGCGAGGAUCGAUGAGCUGUUCACGGAGUAUGAUCAGAGUGAAGUCAGAGGAGCGACUUCUCCGGACGGGCCCCCGUCAAGGGCGAUGGACAGGGAUGGCAUCUUGAAAGCGUUCGACGAGGCAGCGGGCGGUGAGGAGGAUGCUCCGUCUCAUCCGCCGCAGCAAUGCAGGAAGAAUCGCUUCGAGGUGGAGAACAUGGAGGACAUAGUCAACAACGAUCCCCUCCUGAAACAGCAGCAGGAGGAGCUGGAACGCCAGCAGGCAGCGCUGAGGGAUGCAAGGGAGAGGGCCUUCAUGGAGGAGGAGAACAUCCGGAAGGAGGAGAUGAGAGUAGCCGCUGCGCGGAAGCAAGAGAAGAUCCGCCAGGAGAUCCUCGAGGAAGAGAACCGGCAGAAGAAGUACAUGAUGGAGCUAGAAGCGAAGAGGAGGGAGCUCGAGCAGGAGCGUGAGAGUUUGCUGCGGCCUCAAGUCAACUCCUCGAUGUUGAAGAUGAAAGAAGCAGAGAGGGUUCCCCUCAGCUCUCAGCCCUCCAGGCAGCAUGAGGAGGAGGCUUACCGGCUGCAGCUGCAGAUGCAGGCGCAGAAGGAGGCUUUGGAGAUGGAGCGGAGGAAGCUGGAGAUCGAGCAGCAGCAGCAGAAGCUGGAGAUCGAGAGGGAGAGGAUGAAGCUGGAGAAAGAGACUCUGAGGCGGAGGCAGAAGGAGAAAGAGGCUCAGCUGAAGCUGGAGAAGGAGAGGAUGGAGAGAGAGAGCGAGCAGGCGCGGCUGCAGGCACAGAGCCAGUAUUACGAACGCCCUCCCGCACCAUCCAUGGCUCCGAGCCGCCAGAACGAGUCGAUCCAGCGAUGGCUGGAGUCUUCGGUGCCUCCUUCUGUCAACGCUGGGUCGAUUGCUCCGGGCAGGAAGAACCUUGAUCAGCCGAGGCCGAUCAGCAUGCAGGACGUGCAGCUGUGGCUGCAGGACAUCGGCAUGUCCAAGUACGGGCGCAUGUUCGCAGACAACGAGAUCGAUGGGGAGAUGCUGCUGACGCUGACUGACAAGGACCUGGCGGAGAUCGGAGUGCCAGCAUGGACAGGAGACCGUCAGCGAAUCCUCCUCUCAGUGCAGGCCCUCCUGGACCCCUCCCUGGCAACCGCCAUCGACACGUCGGUCAGCAGCAGGAACUAUGCAGCGUCCCUUCCGCCAGCUCCGUCGGUCUUCAGCGCAGCUAGAUCGGCAAUUCCUGCACAGGCUUCUCACUUCCCAGCUGACGGGAUCCAGACCCCCGUGGGCGAGUGGCUCGCAAGCAUCGGCUUCGGGAGGUUCAAGACGCUCUUUGCGGAGAGCAACAUCCAUGAGCUCCGAGACCUGGCGCAGAUGGAGGGACCAGACCUCCUCCAGCUCGGCAUCCCUGAGGCUGGCGGCCAGCUGGGCAGGCUGCAGGCCUCUAUUGCUGGCUUGCGUUACACCCUGCAGGCGGGAGGAGCGCAGGGCGGGGACGAUCGAUGGGAGACGGAGACGGUGUCGACGACGGCGACUUCCAAGUCGGGGAAGGGCAAGAGAGGGAAGAGCAAGGAGAGAAAGAAGGCCCUUCUGGACUUCUCGUUGAUCGAGGAGUUUGUGGAAGUCUCAGACAUCUCUGCGCAGCGUUGGAGCAAGGUCACGGCUCACCUGGAGGCGAACGAGCUGAGGCUGUACAAGGGGCACAAGACGCCUGUCAAGGGGGACAAGCCCAAGACGCUGUUGAGGAUGGACGGGCUGAUCAUAGACGAGUCGGACAAGAAGGCCAACACAGUCUUCGUCGUCAAGAGUCUGUUCGCGAGCUCGACGGGAGACAUUCUGAUCGCUCUCAAGGACGCGGCAACCACGAAGCUGUGGAAGCAGAGGCUGCAAGGGGCCUCCUUCUUUCACAACAUGCCCCGAGAGAAGCAGCUUGCUGGGCUGACCAAGAAGACGGUCAAGCCGGCCGAGGGGAAGUCCAGCCGCCCUCUCCAGGCCAACGUGGAUCAGUUCGGCAAUCGUAUCUCCCAGGCUCCUGCGGUAGAGACCAGACAGGCUGCCGUGACGAAGCAGGUGGAGGCUUCGAGUCGCCGGAUCAGCCAGGGGCCAUCGGAAGACCGGUCCUCUUCUACCAAGGCUCCUUUCAACGGCCCUGUCAAAUCCUUCACGAUCAAGAACUUGAUAAUCAGGAACGCUUCUCAGGUCUUCGACGACCCUGUCCUCGUUGUCAGGGUCUACGGACAUGGCGGAAGUUUCAAGUUUCCCUUCGCCGACAUCCCGCUCAAGCCGGCUGAUGAUAAGGCCAUCCUACGAUUUGACAUCGGAGCCAAGACGGCGAUCCCUGACGACUACGAUUCCGUUGUCUUCUUCGAGCUCAAGAACAAGCUCACGCCAAGUCAGGUCAAAGGGAUGGGCCAGGCCACUAAGUACUGGACGUGCGUCUCCUUCAACCUCCUUCGGCAGGGAGCUCUGGAGCUUCCCAUCUACAAGGCGCCGGUGGAGUACUGCCUGUCGAAGCAGAAGAGAGACGUCAAGGCGAACAGCUACCUCAACGUGCAAGUGCACUAG